Molecule: messenger RNA, 4779 nt
Organism: Zerene cesonia (dogface butterfly)
Lineage: Eukaryota; Metazoa; Arthropoda; Insecta; Lepidoptera; Pieridae
Product: RRP12-like protein
Exons: 21
Coding region: 366-4451 (1361 amino acids)
Source: RefSeq, a predicted model, not a curated record
GGGCCCUAAGUCUGCUAACUGAAAAAUGCUUCAAAUGCAUCUCAAUUGCGGUUAUUAUUUACAAACAAGGGGAACGUCAAUGAAACAAGAAUGUUAGAUGAAUGAAGAAAAAUUUAUGAUAGAAAUUCUAAUGACGUUCCGUUGCGGUAUGUCAAUAAUGAUUAAUGUUCAUUGGGAAUUUUAAUUUCAUGGAGAAUACUUGAGCUUAUUUUUAGGUUCGUCAUGUUGGCAUGCCUGAUUUUUUGGCAUUGACAUUUGACAAACAUGUGACGAUAUCAGCUAACUUCAGUUUGUUGAACAUAACCAAAACCACGUGUGAAGUGUGUUUAAUAUUUUGAUUAUUUAAAUGCUGUGAAAUAAAAACCAUGGGUAAAUUCAGAUCGAAAAUAAAAGGUUCCACGAAGGGGAAAAGAUGGCAGAAGGGUCAGUCAUCGAAUUCAAAUCCAAAAACCCAGAAAUACCGGGAAAUGGCAAAAUCCCGGUUCUUCCAGGAGAACCUUAGCAACUCAGGACUAACUCAGCAAGCCUUACAAAAGCAUGACGCUAUGACGUUAUAUGGUCAUAAGAAGAAAGUUGACGAUGAGCUAACAAUAGCAAAGGAGUUUGAGAGUAUGUCAGUGCGUACUGGCGAAGAUGACACAGAAACCGAAUACACUGGAUCGCAGAAGUCUGGCACUUUUAAGACGUUCCAGACAUUUGCGUCAGAUUGGAGCCAAUGCUCUAAUAUAAGUUUCAGCAAACUGUUAACGAGGUUUGAUUCAAACAAUGCAAUGCACAAGGAAAUGCUGGCAGUUCUAGCCGCCGUCACAGAAGUGAUAAAAGAACAAGGGGGCAAGGAAACCACUACGGAGUACUUUGCAGCUUUGAUGCAGACCCUUAAAUCAUCAGAGGGCGAAGAGAGCCUGGUAGCCACGCUGUCCCUCCUAUCAAUGGGCAUCAAAUCAGUGCCACAGGCGGUGCUGCGGAAACAAUUCUCGGAUUCAGCGGCAAUAUUCAUGGAUAUAUUGGAGAAGAAUGCAUCUUCCGAGAAUGGAACGCUACUGAGAAGCGCCAUAGGUUGUCUGUCGGUGUUGUUGAGAGCACAGGAGCAUGCGGUGUGGGCCCACUCGUCCACUAUGAAGGUGUUCGACUGUGUGCUCGCUUUCACAAUACAUUCCAAGCCGAAGGUCCGCAAAGCAGCGCAACACGGCAUUACGUCAAUACUCAGAGGAAGCUGUUUUAUGAUCCCGUCAGAGGAACAGAAAAAUAAGGUGAAACUCCAUCCGGCAUCCAACCGUGUAGCAGAGUACUGCCUGCAAGGCAUCAAGCCGGAAGCAUUGCUCUCCGGACACAGGACUGUGUUGCACACGCUGGCCAUGUUGCGAGACGUGUUGCCAGCUUUCAGCAAAGAUAACAUUAAGAGCACCUGCGAGGCGAUCCUCUCGCUAAUGACCCACAACAACAUAUACAUAAAGACGUGUUGCCUGCACACGCUGCACGCGUUGUUCUCAACGCCGAAGGAGUCGUCGAACAUGACCUCCAACCUCGCGGUGCAGUUGGGCAGAGCCCUGAUGGCGGCCAGGCCGCCGGCCAACGACACCGGCCAGGUGCUCGCUUGGGCCACGGUGCUGCAGCAGGGGUAUUGCUGUCUCGCUGGUCUCGAUCUGAACUUGUGCGUACCGAACUUGCCGGCGUUCGUCGGCGUUUGCGUGUCGGAACUGUGGCUCUCGGACGUUGCUGAAGUUAACUCCGCUUCUACCAACGCACUGAAAGCAAUUCUUCUGGACUGCGUGAAGCCGGCGCUAGAGUCGGAGGAAUGUUUGAUAAAGCACAAGUCUCACAUCGACGCCAUCUUUAAAACUAUCGGCACAGGACUCGACAAUCCGUUCAAUCAAGCUGUCAAACACGUCAUAUUAACCAUAGCUGUUUGCUUCGAGAUCGGCAAUGAGAAAGUGGCAAACGCUCUCGGACCAUUAUUAAAGAAACUCAAUGAUCGCCGCGAGAGUCACAACUUUUUCAACGAAAAGGAAGCGGAGUACGCCACGGGGUGCGCUGUGAAAUCCCUCGGACCGGAAUUCGUGCUGAAAAUCAUUCCCAUACGAAACGGGGACACCAUAAACCUGGACAGAAGUUGGUUGCUGCCAGUUUUGAAGGAGAAAAUAACGAGUUCCAACCUCAAGUACUUCGCAACUGACAUACUCGAGUUGGCCACGUUCUGCAGGCGAAAAUCCCGCGAACUCGCCGAAGCGAACGACACCCCCGGCUCGCACACUUACGAUCUACUGUGCAACCAAUUAUGGGCCUUGUUGCCGAGUUUCUGCAACUCGCCCAAAGACAUCAAGGACAGUUUUAAAGUCAUAGCGCGAGUUCUAGGCAGCGUCCUGAAGGACAACCCUGAGUUCCGGUUGUCCGUUAUGGCGGCUUUGAGGAAGUUGAUUGUUUGUUCAGCGAGUAAUGAUGAGGAUACGGCCGAAUUGGGAAGGUUCGCUAAGAAUUAUGUGCCGAUUCUAUUGAAUAUAUACAUGUCGCCGGUCAAAGGGAGCACGGCGGAGGGACAGAGGCUGGCCGCUCUGGAGACUAUACAGGUAUAUCUGUCGAUAUGCGAGCAGACGUUGCGCGAAGAGCUGUUCACAAACGCGCUCCAGCAACUGGAGACGUCGCAGAACAAUCACUUCCAGCGCGAAUCCAUUCUCGACGUAGUCCGUCUGCUCGUACUAUACCAGAGCGGCGAUCAGAUCGCGGACUUGUUCGACAAAUGGGUCUACCCGCUGUGCGAGACGGUGCUGGAGAACCCGAAGAAACAUAAGAGAACGAAAAAAGAGAACCGAAACGAAAUAGAGGAAGAGAAUAAUGAGGAUAAGAAGGAAAUGCGAUACAAGGAUAAGGCGAAGUUGCUGGAGAUGGAGCACAAGAAAGCGUACAGGAUAUUGGAAGAGAUAUUAAAGAGUGAUAACGAGGGUUGUAACCAGUUUCUGAAGUCGCAUUAUAAGAAGGUAAAGAAAUUGUUGAUGACGUCACUGAACAAAGUGGCCGAUAGCAGCAAGGCGGCUAGAUUAAGAUGCAUAGAACUGUUAAUAAACAUCCAAUCGUCGAAUCUCAACGCCGAGAGUAAACUCAUUAAAUCGGCUAUAGCCGAAUCGGUGGUAUGCACUAAAGACAUCAACACAAAGUGUAGGGAAUGUGCCUAUAGUGUUAUCGGUUCGAUUGGAAAUAUACUAAAGGCACAGGAUGGUGGUAUGCAAGCUUUCGUAGACAUGUUAAAAUCGGGUCUAUCAGCACCGGUGCCGAGGAUAGUCAGUGCUACGAUCCUGGCAUUGGCAUCAGCUCUGUACAACUUCACCCAGGAAAUGGGUCUGGAGGUGGUCCAGGGUCUGUUGGAGACAAUGGCGGAACAGGCGAUGAGCGGGAAUAGGGAGAUAGUGGCUGCUGCCUUGAGUUUCCUGAAGGCAUACACCAAGGUACUUCCGACUGAAGUGCUAUCGGGAAGUCUCCCGCUGAUCUUCAAAACGCUCUCCACCAUGUCGGAAGAUUGCAAGCGGCAUUCCCGUAUGGAAAUCGGAUAUUUCCUGUCAAGGAUGACGAGGAAAUUUGGCGCGGAAACCGUCGAGAAGCUGAUACCGCGGGAGGAUGAGGUCAUGUUGCGUCGGCUGAGGAAUAUCAGGAAGAUGGAUAAUAGGAAGAAGAGGAUGAGGGAGGGAAGAGAACAAGAAUCCGAUUCAGAAACAGAUAUAGCCGUGAAGGGCACGUCAAAGACCCUGGAAGACAUUCUAAAAGACUCCGACUCAGAGAUGGAGUACAUGGAGGAAGAGAGACCUAAAGCCAAGGCCAAAAAGGGCAGGAACCAGGCCUGGAUUCAGGAUGAUCCAGAGAAUAUUGUCGAUUUGGCCGAUGUGUCCUCUGCUAGGAAAAUUACAGCUACGGAUCCAAAGAAGAAACGCGCAGUCGAAGAAAAGACGCAAAAGAAAAAAGAUGGCGGCUUCCGAACGGCGCCGGACGGCAGACUGAUCAUUGCGGAUGAUGACUUUGGGGAUGAUGAUGAUGAUGAGCCCAAGCCAAGUGGUGAUAUUGAUACUGAUACUGAUGACACAGACGGUGAGGAUAAUGAGAAAACAUCGAAAUUAGUGAAGCCGGGCACGAAACGGCGCUACGGUGACAUCCUCAGCAUAAAGAGCGGCCGGACCAAUAGGAGCCGAGCUUCCACUGCAACUGUGGCUUCUAAAUAUAAGGCCGGUGGAAAGGGCAUACAUAGACCGCUCGGUUCGGCGGCGUCUGUGACGUCAGUUGGUACGGACUAUCGUUCGAAGAAAGCGAAGGGCGAUAUUAAGAAGAAGGGGAAACCGGAGCCGUACGCCUAUCUACCGUUGACGAGGAAGAAUCUUAAUAAGAGGAAAAAGGCUGUUACAACAAAACAAUUUAAAGGCAUCGUAAAAGCGAAAACAAAAGGAGUUAAAAUAAAACCAAAUAAAAAAUAAUACUGAUUAAGUUAUCCUAGUUUUGUUAUGAUCUAGAUUUUUAGAAGAAUAGUGAGAAGAAAGGUGUAAUAGUCUAAAUUUAAGAAUGUCCUGGUCAGAAAUAUUAUUAUGAAAUAUACAAAUAUUUAAUACAACACAAGUUGUUAAAGAAACUUUGGAUGGUUAAAAAGAAGCUCAUGUUAUUUAAGGAAUUGUCUUUAUUUUUUAACGCCUUAUACAGCUUAUAAUAACCUAAAAGUUGUCAUAUUCAUACUGCGCUUUGUUUUCAUGUUGACCGUAAAUGUAUUCAGAGAAUAUAUUUAUAAAGAAAUAAAUAAAAAUCGAUUCA